Molecule: messenger RNA, 1200 nt
Organism: Synchytrium microbalum
Lineage: Eukaryota; Fungi; Chytridiomycota; Chytridiomycetes; Synchytriales; Synchytriaceae
Exons: 8
Coding region: 1-1200 (399 amino acids)
Cellular component (GO): membrane
Molecular function (GO): ABC-type transporter activity
Source: RefSeq, a predicted model, not a curated record
AUGUCAUCUGGCCGUUUUAUCGGAGGAAUUGUCAUUGCCUUGUUCUUUGGUGGUGCAUUCUUUGGACUCGGAGACAAUUACAAGGCAUAUGGAUCCAAGGACUCGUCAAUCUUUGCCUUGUCUUUCUUCCCACCAUUGUUUGGUGUUGCGUCCAUUUCGUACUGGUUAUCAAUCCGUAAACUAUACUACCAGGAAGUCUCAUCAGGCUUUUACAAUCCCCUUUUCGCUCAUUUUGCCAACUAUUUGACUGAGAUUGUUUUCAUGUCGCUCGUCAUUACACUCGUUGUCUUUAUUCAACUACCAAUGGCAAACUUCCAUCGCGAGAAUUGGGUCUUCAUUUGGGGCAUGGCUGUUCUGCAAGUGUUUGCUUGCACGGGAUACAACAUUAUGUGCACCAAUUUAUCGCCUAGUAUUCCGUAUGCUAACGCCUUCUUCAACUUGCUGUAUUACUACUCUCUAAUAUUCGAUGCAUACUAUGUCACGGACACGUUUCUAUUCAACUCGUGUAGUUCGUGCCAGAACUUUUGGGCUUGGUUGGGCUAUGGACGCUCAUUAUGGUUGGCAUCCGUCAGAAAGGAAUAUGUUGGUUAUUCAUUAACGUGUACUCAAGCCGAGAAGCUACCCAUCAACUUGGAAGGUUUGACCAAGACUGCCAUCGCGAAUGCAACCGUCACUCUGUCACUACAACUGGCAUCCGGAAACAAAACCUUGCUCGGUCUAGCCGCUACCAACCCAACGUUAUUCUCCUCAACAAUCGCCUCUCUAUCCUCAAACGCAGCAAUCUCUUCAGCAAUUGGAGGUGUCAUGACGCAAUCACUGACGCUUGCAGCAGCAGGUGUGGCUCAAGAUCCGACAUUUGUGCCAUUCUUGAAUGCUACUUUGACUGGUUUGGGAACGCAAUUUGCUGUCGCUACGGGAGCUACUAGUGCAGCUGCAUUAUCUGGAUACGAGACAAUUGCGUAUCUGAUUUAUAUCAUUCAGACACUCAGUGCUAAUGUAGCUGGAUUUGGAUUGCCUGAUAACUCGGUAUGCCCUGCGUCAUCUGGCACGACGUAUCUUAUUGGUAUUGGUGGUGCUACUAUUAAUGACAUUUACGGUAUCCCGGAUUCCUUCUUCCAAGGAAAUUUGGUGAUGCUCGCGAUGUUGGGAUUCACUGUCGGAUACUUUGCCUUGAUAUGCAUCAACUAUCGACAACGUUAA